Prinia subflava (tawny-flanked prinia) is the source of this 1404-nucleotide messenger RNA. RefSeq names its product interferon induced protein 35 (gene IFI35). Gene Ontology annotation, cellular component: nucleus. The coding region runs from base 187 to 1299 and encodes 370 amino acids. The record is from RefSeq and is a predicted model, not a curated record. NCBI's taxonomy places the organism in Eukaryota, Metazoa, Chordata, Aves, Passeriformes, Cisticolidae. The transcript is spliced from 9 exons.
CCCCGGGCCGCGGUCGGGGCUGCGCUCGGAGGGGCCGGGGCGGGGCGAGGCCGCGGAAACGAAAGCGAAAGGCGGGAACGGCCGCGGGGCCCCCGGUGGCAGGGACCGAGCAGGGAGAGCGGUCGCGGCGGGCAGGGCUCCCCUCGGGACCGGGGCUCCGGUCCGUGCUGCGGCAGCACCGCGGGGAUGGAUUCGGAGGAGGACUCCGUCCGGCUGCUCUCCAAGGACGACCCGCAGGAGGAUGGCUCGGAGAGCCCCGAGCAGCUCCGCCGGGAGAUCGAGCGGUGCAAGGAGCUUUACAGUGUUCUGGAGCAAGAUCAUGCAAAGCUACAGGUGGCCAAGGAAGCUGCAGAGCAAAGGACACAAGAGCUGAGGAAAGAAGAACUUCAUAAAAUUUCGGAGCAACAACUGCCUUUAAAGGGAGAUGAAGAAAGAGCCCAGCAGAUUUCUGCAAUAAAGGAGGAGAACAACAGACUGAGGCAGGAGAAGCAGGUUCUGAAAAAUAAACUGGAAGAACUGAAGAAGAAGAAUGAUCCUGUGAUGAUGCUGCUUACCUUGCCAGAAAAGAAAAUGAUCUUUAAGGGACGCACAGCAAACAAGGAGGACAUGAACAAUCUGAUGCUCACCCCACUGAUCCGCUACCCUCUGCCGGGGGGCUCAGCUCUCAUCACCUUUGAGGAGGCAAAGGUGGCCCAGAGGAUCACAGAGAUGAGGGAGCACACGGUGCAGCUGAGCUGUGAGGAGCUCGACCAGUGCAGAGUGCGAGUGCAGGCAGUGCCAGUGGACAUCCUGCUGCCCUCUGCCCUGGAGAUCAGGCUGACUCAGAGCAGCAGGAGCAUCCUCCUGUCCGACUUGCCCAGCCUGGACAUCUCCAAGGAGGCACUGCUGGACAAGCUGGAGCUCUUCUUCAGCAAGACAAAGAAUGGGGGCAGCGAGGUGGAUAGCAGGGAGUUCCUGGAGGACUCUGACCAGGUGGUGCUGACCUUCACAGAAGAUGGAGUGGCACAGUCGCUGAUUGAAAGAGGACAUACCCAGGUGCCCAUUGGGAAAGGGAAAUACAAAAUCAAAAUAUCACCAUACAUGAGUGGGGACAUCUCUAACCUGCAGCUCCAGCCCUCCCGCUGCCCCAGGACCGUGCUGCUCUCGGGCAUCCCCGAUGUGCUGAGCGAGGAGUCCAUGCGGGACGCGCUGGAGAUCCACUUCCAGAAGGCCAGCCGCGGCGGCGGGGAGGUGGAUGCCCUCGCCUACGUGCCGGCGGGGCGGGCGGGCUCGGCCGUGUUCGUGGAGGACACGAGCUAGUCCCGGCCACCGGCAGGCUCGCGUGGGCGCCCCGGCAGCCGCUGAGGCGCUCGGCGGGGCCGUUGGCGCUCGUGCACGGGGGUAUUAAAGCGUCUGUUGCGAGCA